Messenger RNA from Pomacea canaliculata, 2721 nucleotides. RefSeq names its product 2-oxoisovalerate dehydrogenase subunit beta, mitochondrial-like. The coding region runs from base 31 to 1146 and encodes 371 amino acids. The record is from RefSeq and is a predicted model, not a curated record. NCBI's taxonomy places the organism in Eukaryota, Metazoa, Mollusca, Gastropoda, Architaenioglossa, Ampullariidae. Gene Ontology annotation, molecular function: catalytic activity. Gene Ontology annotation, biological process: branched-chain amino acid catabolic process; response to nutrient. The transcript is spliced from 9 exons.
AACCAAGGGAGAGCACUUUACCACAUCAAAAUGGCGCUGCCGAGUAAGACAUUGUCUGCUGCGUGUAGACAAUUUUCUCUUCUGUGUCGCAGAUUUGUCGGAACUACUGCAGUCAGGAGCGUUCACUUCAGCUAUGUUCCAGAUACACCUGACCCUAAACACGGUAGCACAACUCGCAUGAACUUGUUUCAGUCCAUCACCAGUGCUCUUGAUGUCUGCCUUGGAAAGGACCCUACAGCAGUUAUCUUUGGUGAAGAUGUUGCAUUUGGUGGAGUUUUUCGCUGCACUGUGGGGCUUCGAGAUAAAUAUGGGGAAGCACGAGUGUUCAACAGUCCUUUGAGUGAACAGGGAAUUGUGGCAUUUGGCAUUGGCAUGGCUAUUGCUGGCUCCACAGCAAUUGCAGAAAUACAGUUUGCUGACUACAUCUUUCCUGCAUUUGACCAGCUUCGUAAUGAAGCAGCAAUGUUUAGGUACCGAACAGGGAACCAGUUUGACUGUGGGCGCUUGACAGUGCGUGCACCAUGCAUGGCUGUUGGACAUGGUGCACUGUACCACUCACAGAGUGUGGAAGCUUUUUUUGGACACUGCCCAGGGCUCAAGGUGGUCAUUCCACGAGGACCUAUCCAGGCCAAAGGCCUGCUUCUGAGUUGCAUUCGUGAUGAAAACCCCUGCAUCUUUUUUGAGCCCAAGAUCUUGUACAGAGCUGCUAUAGAGGAAGUUCCUACUGGAGACUAUGAGCUGCCUCUCAGCAAGGCCAGUGUUUUGUUGGAAGGUUCUGAUGUGACGUUGAUUGGCUGGGGGACACAGGUGCACGUGCUACGGGAAGUGGCAGCCAUGGCACAGGACAAACUAAACGUCUCUUGUGAGCUGAUUGACCUCUGCACCAUCCUGCCAUGGGACAAAGACACUGUGCUUGCAUCUGCAGCAAAAACAGGGCGUGUGUUGAUAAGUCACGAAGCUCCUGUCACAAUGGGAUUUGGUGCAGAGCUGGCAGCCACCAUUCAGAGUGAAUGUUUUCUGAACCUGGAGGCACCCAUUGAGCGAGUGUGUGGCUAUGACACGCCCUUUCCUCAUGUGUUUGAGCCUUUUUACAUGCCGGACAAGUGGCGCUGCCUUGAGGCUGUCAAAAGACUUGUCAAUUUUUAGCCACCAUUGUUUCCUAUUGGCUCCAAGAGAAGCUGAGAAAGUAUAGUACCAUCGAUGUAAGAGGGACAAUUGCAGAGAGCUGCACAAUUCUUUAAGAUUUAAGAUCUUGUAUUACAGCUGGUAUUAGCAAUUUACUUUUUAAAAUGUGCAGUAUGUAAAAGAUUUUGAUGGGCCUUUUUUGUUUUCAUUUGUAUCUAGAUCUAAAUGAAAUUUAAAUAGUUUUCAAUUUUCACUUGCAUUGUGAAGCAGUGAACUUGCUGUGAUAUGGAUGAAAAGAAAAAAGUUGUGAGAUAAUCUCUUAAAAUUAUGACGUUGACAAUAGAUUUUGGCAGAUGAUUGGGAGCUUGGUUCUGAACAUAUGGCAUCAGGUAGAAUUUCUAUUUUUGUGACAUGGUAUCGUCAUAUUUCGUAGGUUUUAUGUUAAAAAGAAUGAUAUUUGACAUUUUAGAUCUACGGGUACACUGUGAGUACAUGUGCGUGUAUGUUCACACGUGCGUGCGAGCUGUGGGUGAAUGUAUAGGUGUGUUGUGUGUGUCCAGCUUGUCUGGUAUGAAUGACCAGACAAAAUUUUCUAUCAAACAUAUGUAUUUUUUUUAAGUGCUGAUAUGCUAAUGGCAUACAGAAGUAAACUAAUUAGUUUGAAUUCUGUUGUUAUAUUUUACUAGAUUAUAUUACAAAACAUGUUUAGAAGUCAGUUCUCUAUGUUAACUCAGUGAAUACCGGUGACAUAUUGCAUGAGCCUGGCAGCUGUUGUGUUAACUUGGAGUGACCAACGGCUGCAUGAUAACUAGAGCUACAAUCCAGGUCCAGUAUAUUGAUAGUUUCAGCUGUUGAUGCUGAACUGAGGAUACAUUUUCCAAGUGAAAAUUUUUUCAAAUCUUUCAAAUAAAAGUGGGGUUAGAAGGGAGCUUAGAGCAAGGAAAUAAAAUAAAUGCAAGUCUUGCAUAGAUGAAGGAAAGGGGCGUGAAUCCAAGAAUCAAUGAAUCAAACCAAACUUGCACAUAUGCAUGUCUACUGGUACGUCAUUUAAAAAAAAAAAUUCUCUUUAGUUUAAUAAAUCAUGCCUGUUAAGUGUAGUUUCUGUGUGAUUCAGAGUACACAAAAAAGUCUUCUAAAUGAAUGUACAAAUUUAUUAUUAUUUUUGUUUUUUCACGAUCUGUUAAUAAAAUUACCAUCCCCACUUGUUUUCACUUAAUGAAAAACAAAGGGGAAUCACUGAUAUAAGUUAACCUUCAUUGAUGGCAGUGUUAAGCACAAAUCAAUCAACCAAUCCCCCUUGAUUAGCAGAUAUGCUUGGCCAUAGCUACAACAACAAUGUAUUUGUAUUUUGUUUUGUUGUUGAUUAUUAACAGUUUGGUUAACCUGAUAAUGAUUCUAGAUUUAAAUGCUCCUUAUGGUUUUUUUAAACAUAUUUUUACGUGAUUAAACAGGUUAUUUGGAAAUGUAUGCCCAUCAUGUGACCUCAUAACUCUUUCUCAAGUGAGGAGAACAUGACUAUAGACUUUGAAAUGAAAACAAAACCAUAUUAAGAAUCUCUUCAUUGUAUGAUCAUUUAAUGAAGUGUAUUUCACCUUG